This is a messenger RNA of Symbiodinium necroappetens, 1377 nucleotides long. The record is from the annotation of a GenBank genome assembly. NCBI's taxonomy places the organism in Eukaryota, Dinophyceae, Suessiales, Symbiodiniaceae.
AUGUGUGUCUCUCCAGAAAAGAAGGCAGCGCAGCAGAAAUUGGAAGAAGCCAGCGAAGAGCUUCGUGUCUGCCAGCAGGACUUCAAGCACAAAGCGGCUGAGCUCCAAAAGUUGGAAGAUGAGAAGUCUGAGCUGGAAGUCACUUUGCGGCAGCUUUGUGUGCAGGAGGCUUCGGCACGCGAGAAGCUCCAGCAGAGGAAGGCCGAGCUGAUCCGGCGCGCGGUGGCCGUCUCCGAGGCAGCCCGGGAGAAAGCCUCGGUCACGGAGAGUCGCAGCGCGGAAGAGCUGGGAAAAAGAUGUGCGGCCCCUGCGUGGUCGGGCGUGGUGGUGCCCGUGUGCCAGUGCCUGGCCAACUUGGUUCAGGGCCUCUGCCCCGAGCACUACGAGUACUACCACGUUCCCGCGCCCUGGCUGCAGAGCAAGCUUCUUCGCAUCCUGCAGUUCUUCCCGGUGUCCAUAUUUGAUGCAGAGCUGCUGCAUCGGCUGAACCUGAUCCUUCAGAGCAUCUUGGCGAAGCCUUCCUCGCAGCGGAGCCCGGCUCCUCUGCAACCAGGUGCCGGCAAGAGGCGCACAAAGGUGGAUGCGGAGCGGCAGAACCGAUCCAAUGCGGAGCACGCCGUCCUCUUCGAGGCCAUGAACCUCAUGAUCCACCUCGAGGACACGGCCGACCCCGAGACCACCAAGACCGCUGCGGGACUGCUUGGGAUCUUCCUCUCCUCUACGGAUCCUAACAUCAGGUACCUGGGCUUGGAGACCAUGGCCAGGCUGGCGAGCAACCUGUCCACGCACGAGUACUUGGACAGGUACAAGAACCAGAUCCUGGAUAAGAUGCACGAAACCGACAUUUCCAUCCGCCGACAGGCGUUGAACUUGCUCUACGCGCUUUGCAGGCCGGAGAACUGGCAGCAGAUCGUGGAUCAGCUCCUCGAGAUUUUGGGGUCGAGUGACAACCUCCUCCAAGAGGAGUUGGUCCUGAAGAUCGCCAUCUUGGCGGAGAAGAACGCCAAGAACAUCGGCUGGUACGUGGAUGUCGUCUUCAAAAUGCUGGAGAGUGCUCCCGAUGCGGUCUCUGACGACGUCUGGUAUCGUGUGGUGCAGGUGGUGACGGGCUUCGAGGACGGGCCCUCGGAGGAGCAGAACGCGUUGCGAAGGCACGCUGCGAGCAAGGCUUACCAGAACCUCUCCAGUCAGCGAGCGGCCCAUGACACGCUCCUGCGCUUGGGGGCGUACCUCAUUGGAGAAUUCGGGCACCUGCUGCCGCAGAGCGUGACGCCUCGUGCGAAGUUUGAAGCCCUCCACCGGCACUUUCAGCGAGGAUCGCCCGCAACCAAGGCCAUCCUCCUGCUGGCCGCGGUGAAGGUCUUGAACGCCAACCAC